Macrosiphum euphorbiae (potato aphid) is the source of this 558-nucleotide messenger RNA. The record is from the annotation of a GenBank genome assembly. NCBI's taxonomy places the organism in Eukaryota, Metazoa, Arthropoda, Insecta, Hemiptera, Aphididae.
AUGUUGUUAAAAGGAACCCUACCCGACUUGAUUAACUUUUGCUUUGAAGUCUACACGGAGAUGAUCAGGUCGCCGAAAUACAUUAAAAAAGAGGACGUAUUACUGAUGGCCAAAAGGAACAGCAUGAAAAUGUGUAAAUUAGUCAAUAUGGAGGAGUACGAUCAGAGUUUCGUAAAUUUUGUCAUGACCGAGGUGGACAAGGAUCGUGAUAAUAGAAUUUCACUGGAAGACUACCGUAAAGCUGUGCACGAAAAUGUCGCUUGGUUGCAGUUUUUGGGGCAAAUCCUUCCGGAUUGCACUAAAAAAGAGAAAUUUAUGCUGUUAUUUACGGAUCUACCCUACGUCAAAAAUAUAAAAAGUACAGCUGCAGCAAUGACACGAAACACCAUGGAGAGUAUGGGCAAAAUGACCAUGCUGAAAUCGACAAUUAGCCAAUUCGAUAACUUCCAUAGUACUACGUCUUUUUCCAGCAAUUCUACUUCUUUGGUGGUUAACAUGGCUCAUGUGUCUAAAAAGAAUCAAUUAAUAUCAGAUGGAAAUUAUUUAACAUUGUUUUAA